This is a messenger RNA of Erigeron canadensis, 1152 nucleotides long. RefSeq names its product probable receptor-like protein kinase At5g59700. Gene Ontology annotation, molecular function: ATP binding; transmembrane receptor protein tyrosine kinase activity. The transcript is spliced from 3 exons. The record is from RefSeq and is a predicted model, not a curated record. The coding region runs from base 1 to 1152 and encodes 383 amino acids. Lineage: Eukaryota; Viridiplantae; Streptophyta; Magnoliopsida; Asterales; Asteraceae. Gene Ontology annotation, biological process: protein autophosphorylation. Gene Ontology annotation, cellular component: plasma membrane; plasmodesma.
AUGUCUUUCAUGAAUGAUUUUAAUCACCUUAAAGUUACACUGGAAGAUAUAAAAUCAGCCACAAAUGACUUUGGUGACAAGCCUAUUGGAAUCGGUGGGUUUGGAAAGGUUUAUAAAGGAGAGCUCUCACUCCCAAAUGGAGAAAACAAAACAGUUGCUUUCAAGCGCUUAGAUCGUCAAUAUGGGCAGGGGGAUGUUGAAUUUUGGAAGGAAAUAAUGAUGCUUUCACCAUACAAACACGAGAAUCUUAUUUCUCUGGUAGGGUAUAGCGAUGAUGAUGGUGAGAGAAUUUUGGUGUAUGAGUAUGCAUCCGGGGGAAGCCUUGAUUGCAAGCUUGGUAAAACUAGUCUUACAUGGAACCAGUUUCUCAAGAUAUGUGUUGGGGCUGCGCGGGGACUAAACUGUCUUCAUGAUCCUGUUGAUAGGACCCAACCAAGAGUUCUUCAUCGAGAUGUCAAGAGCUCAAACAUCCUACUCGAUGAGAAUUUGACUGCUAAAAUUUCUGAUUUCGGCUUAUCAAAAUUCGGCCCAGCAGCUCACCAACAGUAUACAUAUCUUGUUACCGGUGCUGUGGGUACACAGGGGUAUUGUGAUCCCAUGUAUAUGGAGACGGGCUCCCUGUCAAAAGAGUCUGAUGUGUACUCUUUUGGAGUGGUGUUAUUUGAAGUAAUGUGUGGGAGAUCAUGUUUUGAAUCAUGUAGUAAUGGUGAGCAAAACAUUUUAGUGCAUAAGUGGAAAAAAUGUUAUCAAGAGAACGGAAUAUAUGAUAUCAUCUCUAAUCAUCUAAAGGAACAGAUGGAUACGAAUAUAUGUUAUAGGGAUUCUGUUGACACGUUUGCAAGCAUUGCAUAUCGGUGUUUGAAUAGAGAUCGGAAAGAAAGACCAACGAUGGCAGAGGUAGUCAAAGAACUUGUGAUGGCUCUUGAUAUUCAAGAAAUAUCUGGAGAUGUUGACGAGAGAAAUAAAUAUGCAGAACUAGUCAGCAUUGCGAAACAGGCCACAACACCACAACAUGAUCUACAACAUAGAGAUCCAAAACAUCCCUCCCCCAUAACUGGCAGAUCUCGAACUGAACUUGCAUUGAUACUCUCCAAAGGGAUUCAUGUUUUGAAGAGCGAGCAUGUAAAUUUCUUUUACAUGAAUUUAGAGUAA